Vicia faba (fava bean) is the source of this 279-nucleotide messenger RNA. NCBI's taxonomy places the organism in Eukaryota, Viridiplantae, Streptophyta, Magnoliopsida, Fabales, Fabaceae. The record is from the annotation of a GenBank genome assembly.
AUGAAUGGUAAUAUGUUGUAUGUAAUGACUUUAUGUUCUGAAUUUGUGAAUGCGCUUUUUUGUAUAGCUUUGUACAUGUUCGAACUGACACGUCCCACUGAGUUAUGUGAAUGUUGGAUUUUGAAUGGACCUGAUACAUGUGAGGACUUCAUGUUAUUGUUUAUGUGGCAGGAAGCUUGGGUUGAAUUCCUGUUUAAUUGGCUUAAUAUUGAUGAUAUAGGUGAUGCUCAAGGUGAUAAUUUGAAGAUGAAGAAGCUUGGAAAGGAAGGGCGGAGUUAG